Molecule: messenger RNA, 420 nt
Organism: Camellia sinensis
Lineage: Eukaryota; Viridiplantae; Streptophyta; Magnoliopsida; Ericales; Theaceae
Source: RefSeq, a predicted model, not a curated record
AUGGCUGAAGCUCAGAUCGCCGACGAGGCUGGUGCAUCACCCGUGUUUUGCAGUCAGAAUGUGACUGCUGCUGGCCCAUUUCAUUAUCAAAUUGACGGUAAUAACUUGGUUGCUGAUGUUACCUGUAACGGUUGCAACAGCCUUUUGGGUUGGAAAUAUGUAAGAGUGCCACAGAGAAACUACGCAGUUCAGCCCAGAAGAUUCCUAUUGCAGUUGAACAAGCUUCUGAUGUGGGAUGGAAAGAACAUGUUGUAUGCAGAUACACGGAUGGUUACAUUCCACCAAAUUCCAAAUGCCCGUUUCUUCCUCUCCCGUCAAUGCAAUACCCACAUUGCCUUGAAUGAAGAUUUUAUGAUUAGAAUCCCAGUAAAAUCUCUCUCUCUCUCUACGCACUAGUUAAUAAUAACAGAAGUCAGCUAA